CAUGAGUUCAGGGAAAGAGAAACUGAAAGUUAAGUUGAGCCGUUGUGUGUUUGUGCCUUUAUAUUCAAGCAGUAAAAUGGCAGAAGCCAGAGUUUUUCAGGAUGAGUUCUUGUGUCCGGUGUGUCUGGAUCUUCUGAAGGAUCCGGUGACCAUCCAGUGUGGACACAGUUACUGUAAGAGCUGUAUUACAGACUGCUGGGAUGAGGAGGAUGAGAAGAGAGUCUACAGCUGUCCUCAGUGCAGACAGACCUUCAGCACAAGACCCGCUUUAGCUAGAAACACCAUGCUGGCUGAAGUGGUGGAGAAACUGAAGAAGACCAAACUCUCUGCUGACUGUGAAGCUGGAGCUGGAGAUGUUCAGUGUGACGUCUGUACAGAAAGAAAAUACAAAGCCGUCAAGUCCUGUCUGGUGUGUCUGGAGUCUUACUGUCAGAAUCAUCUCGAGCAACAUGAGAGUUGGUUUAAAGGAAAGGAACACAAUCUGACCGAAGCCACUGGACGACUGCAGGAGAUGAUCUGCCAGAAACACAAGAAGAUCCUGGAGGUUUUCUGUCGCACUGAUCAGAAGUGUAUAUGUAUGAUGUGUACAAUUAUCGAACAUAAAAACCACGACACUGUAUCAGCUGAAGACCAGAGGACAGAGAACCAGAAUCAGCUGAAGGAGACUCAGAAGACGCUCCAGCAGAGAGUCCAGCAGAGAGAGAAAGAUCUCCAGCAGCUGAGAGAGACUGUGGAGUCUCAUAAGCGCUCUGCACAGACAGCAGUGGAGGACAGUGAGAGGAUCUUUACUGAGAUCAUCCGCUCUAUUGAGAGAAGACGCUCUGAGCUGAUACGACUGAUCAGAGAUCGGGAAAAGCAAGCAGUGAGUCGAGCUGAAGGACGACUGGAGCGACUGGAGCAGGAGAUCAAUGAUCUGAGGAGAAGAGACGCUGAGCUGGAGCAGCUUUCACACACACAGGAUCACAUCCAGUUCCUGCAGAGUUUCCAGUCUCUCUCAGCUCCUCCUACAUCUACAGACGCAAAUGACGAUCCCUUUAUUGCUCUCCUCUCUUCUGAUGAUCUGAGAGAAUCUGUCCUUCAGCUGAGAGACAAACUCCAGGACUUCUGCACAAAGGAGCUCCAGAAGAUCUCAGACAGAGUCACAUCUGCCAGGAUCAGGAACGACUUCCUACAAUAUUCCCAGCAGCUCACUCUGGAUCUGAACACAGUGAAUGAUUGGCUUCUUCUGUCUGACAGCAACAGAGUGAUUACUAACACUAACACAAAGCAGUCUUAUCCUGAUCAUCCAGACAGAUUUGACAGGUGGUCUCAGGUGUUGUGUAGAGAGAGUGUGUGUGGACGCAGUUACUGGGAGCUGGAGUGGACUGGAGAUAAAGGUGUGCGUAUAUCAGUGUCAUAUAAGAGCAUCAGCAGGAAGGGAGGUGCUGAAUGUUUCUUUGGAUAUAAUGAUCAGUCCUGGAGUUUGUCCUGCUCUUUCUCCAGUUACUUAUUCAUACACAAUAACAGAAAGACUGUUCUCCCUGUGAAGUCCAUCAGCAGUAGAGUAGGAGUGUUUGUGGAUCACGGAGCAGGAACUCUGUCCUUCUACAGCGUCUCUGACACAAUGACCCUCAUCCACAAAGUCCAGACCACAUUCACUCAGGCGCUCUAUCCUGGGUUUUGGGUUAGUAUUGGAUCAUCAGUGAAACUGUUGAUCUGUUGAUGAGAUUCUACCCAUAACGCUUUGAGCUGCAUGAUGAAUCAGUAACAGCGAGACGUCUUUUCUCCUCACGACACAAACGUCUGUCCCUGAAAUAAAUGUGUAAUAAUUCAUUGUUUCUGUGCUUCUCUCUGUUUGCAUUGACUGAAAUCAGUCUUUUUUUUUGAUCACAGAAAUACAGUGCUUCAUUUUGCAAG
Messenger RNA from Puntigrus tetrazona (Sumatra barb), 1896 nucleotides. RefSeq names its product tripartite motif-containing protein 16-like. The record is from RefSeq and is a predicted model, not a curated record. The transcript has 7 exons. Bases 2 to 1702 code for a protein of 566 amino acids. Lineage: Eukaryota; Metazoa; Chordata; Actinopteri; Cypriniformes; Cyprinidae. Gene Ontology annotation, molecular function: protein binding; zinc ion binding.